AUGUGGCUGUACAGAGGCGCUCAAUCGGCCGUCUUCUACUACGCCACCUGCACACCAUGUGCUAUCUCCGUUGACCGACGAAAACGCAAGAAGGAAGCCGUCCGAUCGCAACGAGAGAAGGAGAAAAUCGAUGCCGUCGUCACCGAUCAACCGAAGCCGUUCCCCCAGCCAACCCCUUUCAGUACCAAUCCAGGAUGGGCGGAGGAAAUCGCUCUAGGACCGGGUCCUCCGACAAGACGAGGAGGCCAUCGGAACAACCAUCGACGGACCGACAGUUGGAAUACAGACGCAUUCUCGCCGGUAGACUCCUGUCCAGACGGAGGCGGGGAAGCGCUGCGCAAGGACAAGAGCAGUCUAAAGCACCCUCUCGGGGAUCGAUGGAAUCGUAUGCGUUAUCAGCGCGAGGACGAACCACUGUGGGGCGAAGAAGUGGAGGUAAAGGGGUCCUCGGUGGGCAUCUCCGGCCGGGGUAAAGCGGAUAGCGACGAGCCUAGCAAGUACUAUGUCGCUCGCGUACCCCCCGUCAACGACCUCCAUCCUCCGAUUGUGAGCGGACCCAAGAGCAGGGCAGAGACUAGAUGGAUGCUGCAGCCCCCUCCCAGUGCCCGAGUCAUGGCCGGGAAGGAACCGUCCAACACUGCGGUCCGUCAAGGCGACCACGGGGGUCAACCAAAGGACAUUCGUAAAAACAAGACGGUCUCGGGACCUGCGCAAAGAAACCGACAGUUACCACCGCUGACCACUCAGGCUACUGAACGAAAAGCUGCCAGCAAGCCCACCCCUACUGUGGUGUCUCCCUAUGACUACAUGGCCCAGAAAGCACCAGCGCCCGAAAGCGACAGUCAACCCCAGUCUUCUCGCGAACUUCAGCCCAGUCUACUUCCAUACGGACGUGACGAGUCUACGCUUGUCAUCUCAGUACCAAAACACGCGCGUUCCGAUUCUCCCUCUACCAUCGCCUCUUUGGGGUCCUCGGAGGCAGACACUCCUAGUAUCUCAUGGCAGUGUCCCGAAACCCCCACGUCACGGCCUGGGUCCAAAGCAAACGACGACAGCAGUCGGAAUGUGCGUCCGAAGGUAGCAAAGACACUAUCCACUUCGCAUCAGGAUAACAAGAUGCUUCAUCUAUAUCAAUUGGAAAUCAACGACGACGGGCAUGACGAGUUUGGAUUAGGCCAAUUCGAGCCGCUCCGGCCCUGGCGUUGGAGUAUGGACAUUUGA
This is a messenger RNA of Aspergillus clavatus NRRL 1, 1221 nucleotides long. RefSeq lists its product as uncharacterized. Lineage: Eukaryota; Fungi; Ascomycota; Eurotiomycetes; Eurotiales; Aspergillaceae. The record is from RefSeq and is a predicted model, not a curated record. The transcript has a single exon. The coding region runs from base 1 to 1221 and encodes 406 amino acids.